Sorghum bicolor (sorghum) is the source of this 2969-nucleotide messenger RNA. RefSeq names its product probable carboxylesterase 15. Gene Ontology annotation, molecular function: hydrolase activity. The record is from RefSeq and is a predicted model, not a curated record. NCBI's taxonomy places the organism in Eukaryota, Viridiplantae, Streptophyta, Magnoliopsida, Poales, Poaceae. The coding region runs from base 228 to 1040 and encodes 270 amino acids. The transcript has a single exon.
AGCAACGAAGGGAGGAACGACGGGCGGAGGCUGAGGUGGACGCAUCAAGUUGGGUGGCAGAGUAACACCUUGGAUAUCAAAAUGCAGAAUUACUUUCCCUUGGAUAAUGGCUAUAUAAGAGGACUUACGGUGCACUAAGCCUCAUCGUCAGCUUAAUUAGCUUCACUGUCUUCCAGGAAGCAAGUCCUUAUUAGUCUUCAGUUCUUCACACGCCCAAAUUAAAGGAUAUGCCAACCAUGCCCGUAGUUUCAGCCGCCACCGGCGUGUCACCUCCGGCGGCGGCCAACGUCGUCGUCGAGGACAUCUAUGGCUUCCUGCGCGUCCUCAGUGAUGGCACCAUCCUCCGGUCACCGGAGAAACCCGUGUUCUGCCCGGCCACCUUCACCAGCAGCCACCCGUCGGUGCAAUGGAAGGAGGAAGUCUACGACAAGGCCAACAACCUCCGUGUCCGCAUGUACAAGCCGUUGUCCACGGCCGGCGACGGCGAGGAGGCCGGGAAGAAGCUGCCGGUGCUCGUCCACUUCCACGGCGGCGGCUUCUUCCUGGGUUCGUGCACGUGGGCGAAUGUGCACGCGUACUGCCUCCGCCUUGCCGCGGAGGCCGGCGCCGUCGUGCUCUCCGCGGAGUACCGCCUCGCGCCCGAGCACCGCCUCCCCGCGGCUGUCGGCGACGGCGUGGGUUUCCUGAGGUGGCUGCAUGCACAGUCCACCAUGGACGCCGCCGCCGCCGACGGCUGGCUCACCGAGGCCGCCGACUUCGGCCGCGUGUUCGUCACCGGCGACUCGGCGGGCGGCAACAUAGCGCACCACCUCGCCGUGCGCGCCGGCCCGGCCGCCACCAAGCCCGACCUCCAAGCCCGGCCCGACCUCGACCUCCGCCCGGUGACGGUGCGAGGCUACGUCCUCCUGAUGCCGUUCUUCGGCGCCGUCCGGGGCGGGCGCAGCCGGGGCUGGGGCCGGCGCAGGGCGGCAGCAGCGGCGAAGGGCACGGAUGCUGCGGUCGGGUGCAGAGGGCAGAGCGCGUGCUGCCGGCGCGGUUGAGUGAGAGUGAGAUUUUUUUUAACAGGAAGCAGUGCAUAUGCGUGUGACUUUUACCGCUGCCUUUGCCGAGCGCACAUGAUCUGGCGCUCGGCAAAGAAUACUUUGCCGAGCGCUAGAUCAAGGACGCUCGGCAAAGACUUUUUUGUUUUUUGUUUUUUUUUAUUUUUUUGAAUUUGUUUUUUCCUGUUUGUUUUUUUUUCUAUGGAGAAGUUGGCCAUUACACUACUUUGCCGAGGGCCUCCUAACGGCGUUGGGCAAAGAGAUCAACUUUGCCUAGCGCAACCUUCGGCAAAGCGUUUUUGCCGAGGGCUGACCUUUGGCGCUCGGCAAAGAAUUUUUCUUUUUUUUUGUUUUUUCCUUCCAAACUUUUUUGUCAUGCAUUACAUAUUAUUUAAAAGUAGAUGUUAAGUUUUGGUACUUUUUUAAAUCUUUUUACUAUAUAUCGUUAGUUUAUUUGAUUUAAUUGAAUUUCUCCGAUAAACGCGGGUUUGAACUGCAGGUGCAUCGAACCUCCGAAUUCGACAGUUCAAAAAUUGAUAUUUGCGUUACUUAGCAUAUGUUAAGGACGUAUCCAGGAGCAUGCAUGAAAUAUCAAACAUCUAGCGCACGGAACACGGCGACCAGGUUGUGCGUGAAGUGCUAUUAAAUUAUAUAAAAUGCAAACAAAGUCUAAAAAUCAUGAAACUUAGCGAAAUGUCUUUGGAGAACAUGUGGAGGCUAUGGUAAAAAUUUGGUAAAGUUUCAUGCACGUUGUCACGUAAGUUAGUUAGAAACCUAGACAUCUCACAAUUGAUAACAAGUUAUCAUAUGUGAGAUGUUUAUGUUUCUAACUAACUUCUAUGACAAUGUGCACGAAACUUUAUCAAAUUUUUAUCAUAGCCUCCAAAUGUGCUCCAAAGAUGUGUCGCUAAGUUUCAUGAUUUUCGGACUUCGUUUGCAUUUUAUAUAAUUUAAUAGCACUUCACGCGCAACUUGGUCGCCGUGUUCCGUGCGUGAGAUAUUCGAUAUUUCAUGCGUGCUCCUGGAUACGGCCUUAACAUAUGCUAAGUAACGGGAAUAUCAAUUUUUGAAUCGUCGAAUUCGGAGAUUCAAUGCACCUGCAGUUCAAACCCGAGUUUAUCGAAGAAAUUCAAUUAAAUUAAAUAAACUAACGAUAUAUACUAAAAAGGUUUAAAAAAGUACCAAAACUUAAACAUGUACUAUUAUAUAAUGUGUAAUGCAUGACAAAAAAGUUUGGAAGCAAAAAGAAAAAAAAAAGAAAAUUCUUUGCCAAGCGCCAAGGUUGACACUUGGCAAAGAGGUGCCUUUGCUGAGCGCCUGACCGACGGCGCUCGGCAAAGGCUGACGGUAGGCUGUCCGUAAGUUCUGCGUUAGCUCUUUGCCGAGUGCCAGCCUUUGCUGAGCGUCUGGCGCUUGGCAAAGAUGUUCUUUGCCGAGCGUAGCCCUUUGCCGAGGGCACGGCGCUCGGCAAAGGAAUCUUUGCCGAGCGCAUUCUUCGCCGAGAGCCCGGCGCUAGGCAAAGGUGGCCUUUGCCGAGCGCCCGAUAAAUAGCGCUCGGCAAAGACCCAGGCGCUAGGCAAAGGCGCUGUCUGCCGUAGUGUGAGGCCUAUUGCUAGUAAUUUGUGUGACUAUGAAGCUGAGAAACAAGCACAGGGCCAUCAGAUAGCAGCAUUGACAUCUCCAAGAUUGCUUCACAACAUGGGUUUUCUUGCAGAUAGACCACUGAAGGUGAAGGAGUUGUCUGCUUUUUUUGUCAGCUCACUGAUUAUGUCAACGUUCUGUGUUGUUGGAAGAUGGACAACUUCCUCACAGUAGCGUUCUGUAGUGUGUUGCAGAUGGACCACUCAAGAUGAUACUGCUGUCUCGUGGUUGUUUACAGAACCAACUCACCUCACCUCUAUCGUUCAAACCACACAUGAAAAUUCCAUG